Messenger RNA from Orbilia oligospora ATCC 24927, 1188 nucleotides. RefSeq lists its product as uncharacterized. Lineage: Eukaryota; Fungi; Ascomycota; Orbiliomycetes; Orbiliales; Orbiliaceae. Bases 1 to 1188 code for a protein of 395 amino acids. The record is from RefSeq and is a predicted model, not a curated record. The transcript is spliced from 2 exons.
AUGGAGCUCCGGUUAAUAAUCCCAAGUAGCCCGGCACCUGGUCGCUAUGCAUAUGACAUCGAAACUACUUAUCCAAGUAGUAGUGCUUUAUCUAGCCCUCGAUAUAGGAGCAAGGAAGUAGUUUCAUCAAUAUCAAAUCCGGAAUACCGAACGACAACAUAUGAUAGGUUGGAAAUAACAAUAAAGGAGCGAACUAAGCCCUCCCGGAGGCACAGAGAACAUCGAUCUCCUAGCGGGAACCUAAUAGCAUCUAGGUCUACACCAAAUUUGAGACGGGCAUUGGAAACUGUUCCACGGCCCCCGCCUCCUCCGCCCAUCCAAUCAGCUCGGUAUGAGCGGCAUGGGCAGCAACCAUUUCCAUAUGAAAAUUCCGAUGCAUCGAAGAUUAGCUCGGCAUUAAAUUCACCGUGGUCGAGUUCUUCUUCUUCAAGUGUUAGCGAUAUUUCUCCUUUAACGCCUAAUAAUGGCCAAAUCUAUUUUCUCCCGUCGUUUCAAGAACGGGAUGCUGGCCUUGCCAUUCAAUUUGAGCCGAUGGAAGUUCAGUCACCGGCGGAAUCUUUUGGGCCUCAUACGGGGCUUUCGAAUCAUACAAUGGUUUACGAAUUAGAGGAUACUUCGAGGCGCCGGACUGAAUCUCCAAUUGACCAACGUUCACCACUUUCUCUACUUGAGAAACCAUUGCCUCUUUUGCCAUGUCCAAAGUCUGUAGAAAAGAAAAUAAACAGAUCAGAGCCAAAUAACCCACGGCACAGAUUGAAGGAAACUAAUCUUUCGAAUCACAAGCCCGAGCUUCGAAGCUCGAGUAUGCGUUCUGAGCGGAAACCUUCUAUGGCACGGCAAGGCCCUUCACCGCCGUAUUUAUCUAAGAGCUCCGCCCAGACUACGGUAUCACGGGCAAAAGACUCUCGGCCUAACACCAGUAAUUCUAAAGCUGUAUCAUUCAGGCAGCUGCAGCCUGACAACCAGGUUCCCAAUCAACAGCACCAAAUGGAACAGAACCAAGGCCAAAGGAGAAAAAAACAGCAAAAACCAGCUUUCUCAAUCCACCUUGGCAGACUUCAUCUGGUAUUCGGAUCGACGAAAGAGGAACUUGCCGACUCAAGAAGAAAGGCUGGCAUGUACAGUGACUUUGAAACUUUCGACAAGUCAUAUUGCCAGGAUUCUCGGGGUAGAAUCCAACAUGUUUAG